Arvicanthis niloticus (Nile rat) is the source of this 5640-nucleotide messenger RNA. RefSeq names its product doublecortin like kinase 1 (gene Dclk1). NCBI's taxonomy places the organism in Eukaryota, Metazoa, Chordata, Mammalia, Rodentia, Muridae. Gene Ontology annotation, cellular component: axoneme; neuron projection. The record is from RefSeq and is a predicted model, not a curated record. Gene Ontology annotation, biological process: photoreceptor cell development; neuron migration; retina development in camera-type eye. Gene Ontology annotation, molecular function: ATP binding; protein kinase activity; microtubule binding.
GGAGGGCGGAGGGCGGAGCAGGAGAAGGAGGGAGAAGGGAGGGUAUGUUAGCGAGUGAGACACAAGAAAAGCUUGCGCGCCACCGCCCUCCUCGGGAGAGAGGCUGGAGUGAGGCUGAGCGGAGAACCGCAUUUCAAUGAGGACCAGCUCCAGCGCAUCGGUGCACUAGCGGCCGCAGCUUCCAGACGCUCGUGCUCAGCAGCCCCAGCCGCGCCCAGCCGGGCGAGGACAGCUCCAGCAGCCGGCUACAGACUACCCAGCCUCCACCCGCGACCGGUUCCAUACGCAAGCCAGUCAUGUCGUUCGGCAGAGAUGUGGAGUUGGAGCAUUUUGAUGAACGAGACAAGGCGCAGAGGUACAGCAGGGGGUCCCGUGUGAACGGCCUGCCCAGCCCCACACACAGCGCCCACUGCAGCUUCUACCGCACCCGCACACUGCAGACGCUCAGCUCUGAGAAGAAAGCCAAGAAGGUUCGAUUCUACAGAAAUGGCGACCGCUACUUCAAAGGAAUUGUGUAUGCCAUCUCCCCAGACCGUUUCAGAUCCUUCGAGGCCCUGCUGGCUGAUUUGACCCGAACUCUCUCGGAUAAUGUGAAUUUGCCCCAGGGGGUGAGAACCAUCUAUACCAUAGAUGGACUCAAGAAGAUCUCCAGCCUGGAUCAGCUGGUAGAAGGUGAAAGCUAUGUCUGCGGCUCCAUCGAGCCCUUUAAGAAGCUGGAGUACACCAAGAACGUGAACCCCAACUGGUCAGUGAAUGUCAAGACCACCUCAGCCUCCCGGGCAGUGUCUUCUCUGGCCACUGCCAAGGGGGGGCCUUCAGAGGUCCGAGAGAAUAAGGAUUUCAUUCGACCCAAGCUGGUCACCAUCAUCCGAAGUGGGGUGAAGCCACGGAAGGCUGUCAGAAUCCUGCUGAACAAGAAGACGGCUCACUCCUUUGAGCAGGUUCUCACUGACAUUACCGAUGCUAUCAAGCUGGACUCGGGUGUGGUGAAGCGCCUGUACACCUUGGAUGGGAAGCAGGUGAUGUGCCUUCAGGACUUUUUUGGUGACGAUGACAUUUUUAUUGCAUGUGGACCAGAGAAGUUCCGUUACCAGGAUGAUUUCUUGCUAGAUGAAAGUGAAUGUCGAGUGGUGAAAUCAACUUCUUACACCAAAAUAGCAUCAGCAUCCCGCAGGGGCACAACCAAGAGCCCAGGACCUUCCCGACGAAGCAAGUCCCCAGCCUCCACCAGCUCAGUUAAUGGAACCCCUGGUAGUCAGCUCUCCACUCCACGCUCGGGCAAGUCACCAAGUCCAUCACCCACCAGCCCAGGAAGCCUGCGGAAGCAGAGGAUUUCUCAGCAUGGCGGCUCCUCUACUUCACUUUCAUCCACAAAAGUCUGCAGCUCAAUGGAUGAGAACGAUGGCCCUGGGGAAGAAGAAUCUGAGGAAGGCUUCCAGAUUCCUGCCACAAUAACAGAGAGAUACAAAGUUGGAAGAACAAUAGGAGACGGAAAUUUUGCUGUUGUCAAGGAAUGUAUAGAGAGGUCGACCGCUCGGGAGUAUGCUCUGAAAAUCAUCAAGAAAAGUAAAUGCCGAGGCAAAGAACACAUGAUCCAGAAUGAAGUCUCCAUCUUAAGGAGAGUGAAGCAUCCGAACAUUGUCCUCCUGAUUGAAGAGAUGGAUGUGCCGACUGAACUGUAUCUUGUAAUGGAAUUAGUAAAGGGUGGAGACCUUUUUGACGCCAUCACUUCCACUAGCAAAUACACAGAGCGAGAUGCCAGUGGGAUGCUGUACAACCUGGCCAGUGCCAUCAAAUACCUGCACAGCCUGAACAUCGUCCACCGUGACAUCAAGCCGGAGAACCUGCUGGUGUAUGAGCACCAGGAUGGCAGCAAGUCACUCAAGCUGGGUGACUUUGGUCUGGCCACAAUUGUCGACGGCCCCCUGUACACAGUCUGUGGCACCCCAACCUAUGUGGCUCCAGAAAUCAUCGCAGAGACUGGAUAUGGCCUCAAGGUGGAUAUCUGGGCAGCUGGCGUUAUCACUUAUAUCCUGCUGUGUGGUUUCCCUCCAUUCCGUGGAAGUGGAGAUGACCAGGAGGUGCUUUUUGACCAGAUCUUGAUGGGCCAAGUGGACUUUCCAUCUCCGUAUUGGGACAAUGUGUCAGAUUCAGCUAAGGAGCUCAUUAACAUGAUGCUGUUGGUUAACGUGGACCAGAGAUUUUCAGCCCUGCAGGUCCUUGAGCAUCCCUGGGUUAAUGAUGAUGGUCUCCCAGAAAAUGAGCAUCAGCUGUCAGUAGCUGGCAAGAUCAAGAAGCAUUUCAACACAGGCCCCAAGCCGAGCAGCACUGCAGCUGGAGUUUCUGUAAUAGCACUGGACCACGGGUUUACCAUCAAGAGAUCAGGGUCUUUGGACUACUACCAACAACCAGGAAUGUAUUGGAUAAGACCACCGCUCUUGAUAAGGAGAGGCAGGUUUUCCGACGAAGACGCAACCAGGAUGUGAGGAGCCGGUACAAGGCACAGCCAGCUCCGCCAGAACUCAACUCGGAAUCAGAAGACUACUCCCCCAGCUCCUCUGAGACUGUUCGAUCCCCCAAUUCGCCCUUUUAAUAAGACCCUUUUACUCGAAGUCCUAGCUUAACCCUUUAAGACUCUGAGAUUUCCCCUCCCCUCAAACUUCUGUAAAACAGGUUCAUCUGAUCUAUCUAGCACUCAGUGCCGAAUGGCAGAACAGAAAGUAUGUUUUGGGUACCUUUGUAGCAAGUUCCCUGUACUGAAUGAGAAGGCAUGUGGUGUUUGUGACAACAGUAAUUUGCUGCUAAUAGGGGUCCUUAAAGGGUUAAGGCUAAUUUGUGAUUUUUUUUUUUUAAACAUAGAAGUAAUGAAUGUUUUCAUCGGUCAAACUAGGAUCUGCAGUAUGUAACAUAGCACAUGUUAGCCCUCUGAGUGCAUAGAAUUUUCUUGAGAGUCCUUGCUGGGGAAUUUUUCAGACCCUUGAAUAUACUCACACAUAUUUCUUGAUUUUACUGCAGGCCAAGGGGCGUCAUUAAGACCCAAAAAUGUCUAUACAAGGAGAGUAUGGGGGGGAUGACACAUUGCCGAGCCUUCUCUGUGGGUUUAGGAAAUGGCAGGUUUUAUAGCAUCAGCGGAUGCACUCCUCUUGCUUCACCAUCUUAUGAAGAAGGGAAGCCCCUUUUCCUAAGUAGUAAGCUGGUUAGCUGCAGAGACUCCUCUGCUUUGAUUAGAGGGAAUUAGGUUUAUGGCAGUCUAACCCAAGCGAUUGACAGUGUCUCUCCCUGUCUCCAUACAAAGAUGUGCUGAAGACGCCCCUGAAAUGCUGCUUCCCCAUUAGCUGCUGCUAGUGCCAGGCAGACCCUCGGGGAACCACCUAGCCUUGUGCUUGUGCUUGUGCUUGGUGAGUUGGGAUCUGUCUGCUCAGGAUCAGAAGAGCUCAAGAAACAACUGGUGAAAAGAGCAAUAAAUUACCAGGUGCUCUACAGGGCUGGGAAUCCAACCAGCAAAGGAAAGCAAGGCUCUGUUUUUUUUUUUUUUUUUUUUUUUGUUUUUUUUUUUCCUCAGCUGCUUUUACACAGGAUUAUAGAUAGCCACCAGUGUGAAACCAACACAAAAGAAGAUCUGGGGCACGAGGGAAGAGAGGCGAGUGCUUUGCAAAGAGGCAGAAGGGAAAGUUCAGAGGAAACACAAUCCAAAAGGUUCUAAAAUAGGAUUCAUAGAAACAAAAGGAUUCCAUGAGUAACUCUAGGUACCAGGAUGUCAGUACCAGCAAGUCUACCAGAAAAUACCUUGGAGGCUGAAGCGGACACUCCUGCACCAUGAUUUUCUUUACUUUGGCUUGGUCUCUACUCCUCCAGGAGGGACGUGUUGCUUUUCUGGUUUGCCUGCCUGGGGUUGGUUUUUCACUCCUGUUAUGCUAUCUGUCUCCCAGGCCCGAGUUUCUUCGGGAGCUGAUGACUGCAUUUCAGUAUGUGGACUUGAGCUUCCUCUUCAUUACAUCCGUGCUCCAGAGGGAUGCACGAGUGUGAUCCGUGCUCCAGAGGGAUGCACGAGUGUGAUCCGUGCUCCAGAGGGAUGCACGAGUGUGUGGGAGGCAAGGCCCAACUCAAAUGUUGCCCUAAUGUUUUCUCAGCUUUGACUCAGGAGAGAACAGUUUUAAACUCCAGGACGGCUACAAGUUCCUUAUUUGCUCAUUCUUUCUUUGAAUGUAUUUUAAUGUCUUGAAAGUUAUGAACAACCUUCCCAUAGUCAGGGCUUUAUUUUCGAACUCCACACUGAUCUGCAACUGCUGUGUUUAUACAUAGUCAUUAAACUAUGUUCUGCACACAUAUAGAUUCUUAAAUGACAGAAUCCCACAUUUCCUGCUCUCCUACAUUAAAUGUAACAUUUAUUUCAUUUUUUUUUUCCUUUUUGGGAGUCCAGAAAUGAUACACAUAAAAUCACAAAAUGGUAUAAAUUUGUAUAUUAUUUGACUUGGGUGUUGGGACUAGGGACAGGGCGUAGACCACCAGGAAAAGUGUCAAUAUGUAGAUAGAGUCCAUAUUGGUGAAAGACUAGAACUGGCCCCAAAAUCACUACUUUCUCUGGAACAGAAAAGCAAAGUGCUGUUCUAAGAUCAGCAAGUAAUGGCAUUGCUGCGCCUCAACUCCACGUGUGUGACUAUAAAACACCCUAUGGCCAAUAGCAGAUUGCCACUUUCUCUGAAUUCCUGCUUUCCCGGUCAUUAACAUAUGGCCACAGCAUCCAGGGCUGCAGGCCCACAGCGCAGGGCUCUGGAAUGUUCUCAUCAGCAUUUUCUCAUCCUGCUGCAGAGGGGCAGCCCAGAAGAAUUCAGAGUCCAUUCAGAAGGAUGAUCACAGCACAUCCCUAUAGAAUUUCAGUGAUCUACACUGAAUACAUAGUGGAAUGUAACCUGUCAAGUAGAAAUAUUGAGCAAUCAAAUGGAAUGCAGUAAUUCAGUAAUCUUGCCAGUGUUAAGCUACCAAGAUCUUAGAUGUCAGAGUUGUAACUCAGAGGGUGAACAGACAAGCACAGGCUGAUGACUCGGUGCAUCCAGGCUGCUUUGCUUUAGCCCACAUUGAUAUCCUCCCCUCAAUAUUCUCAGAAUAGCUCCAGUUUGAAAUAAUUAAGUGGUGGUGUUCUUUGGAUUUCUAUAACCAAAUCAAUCUUAUUUUUUAUUUUGUGUAUCAUAGAACAACUACGUGCCAUUAUGGCUGUGUAUCACUGUAAUUAUCUACUGAACCAUCAUGACUGUUUUCAUAUUUUUGCGUAUUGAAUAUAACUCUUAUGGUGGUAGUCUGGUGAUGGGAAUUGCCCUUCCUUUACUAGCAAGGCCAGUCUUGUGGUAUUGAAAGGAUUCUUUCAGUUUGAGAGUAGAGUAGUUGAAAACUCCUUCAAUACUUCUUGUAAAUCAAUUCUGUAGAUGAGACCCGUUCUAUUAAUGAAUACGUUUCCCUCAACAUUGUAGAAGGGACCACUUUAUUUGUCAUGAUCAAUAAAUAUGUGAAUUGUUCCAGACUACUAGAAGGAAAAGUUAAGGUCUUCAGUCCCUGGAAAUGUUCUGGUUGUAGCCCUCACCUAACUCACACGUGGUGUGUAUUAACAUAAGUCAAGGAGAAACAUGAAUAAACAACAGAAAAACA